CAUGGAAAGUGAUAGUUUUAAAUGCCAGUACUGUAAUGAAUCCCUUUAUGGAAAGAAAUAUACUGUAAAGGAUGACAGUGCCUACUGCGUCAAAUGCUUUGACAGCCUUUUUGCAAAUAUCUGUGAAGGAUGUAAAAAGUCAAUUGCAUGUGAUUCCAAGGACUUUUCAUACAAAGACAGCCACUGGCAUGAGGCUUGUUUCAAGUGUGACAAAUGCGCACAAUCUCUGGUGGAGAAGCCUUUUGCUUCCAAGGAUGACUGCUUACUGUGUACUGAAUGUUAUUCUACGGAGUAUUCAUCAAAGUGCUUCAGCUGCAACUCCACUAUAAUGCCUGGAUCACGCAAAAUGGAGUUUAAAGGCAGUAAUUGGCAUGAAACAUGUUUUGCUUGUCAAAACUGCAGACAGCCAAUAGGAUCCAGGCAUUUUAUUCCUAAACAGUCAAGCGUAUAUUGUGUACCAUGCUAUGAGAAGCAUCAUGCCAGCCAGUGCAAGUCCUGUAAAAAGGCAAUCACCACAGGUGGAAUUACGUUCCAAGACCAGCCUUGGCAUAGUGAAUGUCUGAGAUGCAAUGGCUGCAACAAAAAAUUGGCAGGGGAGAAGUUUACCUCCAGAGAGGAUGCACCAUACUGCAUGGAUUGCUAUGGCAACCUGUAUGCCAAGAAAUGCACAGCUUGUGCUAAGCCCAUUACAGCUCAAGGAGGUGCCAAAUAUGUCUCAUUUGAAGAUAGUCAGUGGCACAGUGAUUGCUUCACUUGUUCAAAAUGCACCAUAUCACUUGUCGGUCAGAGAUUUCUUACGCAGCAUGGAAAAAUAUUUUGUCCUGCAUGUUGUAAUGACAUAUAGAUUUCUUAUUGAAAUAACUACCUGCAUUUCAUCAAGAAGCUAUUUACUGAUCAUUUUAGUAUUCACCUUUGGCACAUCAGCAUACCUGGGAACUGCCAGGUGAAGCACCACUUCUCCGGUUCUCCGGAUGAAGACCCGAAUCCUCCGGGUCGCGGGAGCGGGGUCUUGACACGCCCCACUCCCCGCCCAUUUUCCAUUUAAAUGGGGGUGUUUCCCCUGACAUCAGCGGGGCCACUCACUGACGUCAGGGAACUCCCACCGACGUCACGGGACCGUCCGCUGACGUCAGUGGGCAGUCCUGGCCGCAGGUAG
Molecule: messenger RNA, 1156 nt
Organism: Spea bombifrons (plains spadefoot toad)
Lineage: Eukaryota; Metazoa; Chordata; Amphibia; Anura; Pelobatidae
Gene: FHL5
Product: four and a half LIM domains 5
Exons: 5
Coding region: 2-844 (280 amino acids)
Cellular component (GO): nucleus; Z disc
Molecular function (GO): transcription coregulator activity
Source: RefSeq, a predicted model, not a curated record